Aspergillus terreus NIH2624 is the source of this 3138-nucleotide messenger RNA. RefSeq names its product peroxidase/cytochrome P450 family protein. The transcript has 14 exons. Gene Ontology annotation, molecular function: heme binding; peroxidase activity; monooxygenase activity. NCBI's taxonomy places the organism in Eukaryota, Fungi, Ascomycota, Eurotiomycetes, Eurotiales, Aspergillaceae. Bases 1 to 3138 code for a protein of 1045 amino acids. Gene Ontology annotation, biological process: response to oxidative stress. The record is from RefSeq and is a predicted model, not a curated record.
AUGACGUACAACGAUAGAAGGGAACCUAAUGGUCCCUCAGGUAACCUUUCUAAAUUAACCAAACUUGUCACCGGACUACGUCAAGAUAUUUCAAGUCAAACAGGUCGCAUCCUGCCAGAUUUGGAGGUCCUUCAAGGAAUUGGCUCGACUAUUAUUGCGGGGGGUAUCAUUGAUGACCGAAAGUAUCUGAUUGAGAGGAUCAUACAGGUUGCUGCAUCUUUGCCAGAUAACUCAAGGCUCCGUGACGAUAUCACCAACGAACUUGUGAAGACAUUAUGGAAUUCUCUGCAACACCCACCUGUCUCAUCUUUGGGUAAUGAAUUUAAGUACCGCACGGCUGAUGGUAUGUCACAGAACAUUAUGUAUCCCCAUCUUGGGGCAGCUGGAAGCCCAUAUGCUCGGACUGUGACACCACAGCACCCAAGACCCAGUGUGCUACCGGACCCGUCGGUCAUUUUUGAUAAUCUAUUUCAUACCGAUGAAAGUGACAUGAAUAGACUGAAGAAUUCAUCCUAUCUGGAUCUUGGUCCUCUGUAUGGACACAAUCAGGAACAGCAGAACCGAGUACGGACAUUUAAGGACGGACUUCUGAAGGACGAUACGUUCUCAGAAUCACGACUUCUUGGCCAGCCCCCAGGCGUGUGUGCCUUGAUAAUUGCCUUCAAUCGGUUCCAUAACUACGUGGUCAAGGAGAUGGCUUUCAUCAACGAGGCUGGGCGGUUUAGCUUGCCUACUGGUCUCACACCGGAUAGUCCCGAGUACUUAUCCGCCCUGUCCAAGCGGGACAAUGACUUGUUUCAGACUGGAAGGCUUCUUUACGUUAAUAUAAUCCUCGGUGAUUACCUCCGGACUAUACUCAAUUUAAACGCCAAUCCGGUUAAUUCCAACUGGAAACUCGAUCCACGCGGCCAAAUUGAUUUCUUUGACUCCGAAGGUGUACCAAGAGGUCUAGGGAAUCAGGUUAGUGCCGAAUUCAACAUGAUUUACAGGUGGCAUGCGGCCAUAAGCAACCAGGAUGAAGCUUGGGCGAAUGCCUUUAUGAAGGACCUAUUUGGGCAGGAUGUGGAUCCAAGCACUUUAUCCGUUACGGAAUUUCUCCGGGGUUUGGGGAAGUGGAGCGCGAACCUCGACAAAGAGCCUUCACGUUGGACUUUUGGCACGUUGGAACGUCUCCCAACCGGAAGUUUCAAAGAUUCAGACCUGGUGAAGAUUUUGCAGGACGGCACGGAGCAUGUUGCUGGCGCGUUUGGGGCCCGCAAUACCCCACAGGUCUUAAAAGCCAUCGAAAUGCUCGGCAUCCAACAAGGACGUGACUGGGGAUUAGCUACUCUGAAUGAGCUGCGGAGUUACUUCAAGUUGAAACCGUAUACCACAUUUGAAGCCGUCAACUCUGAUCCUGCCAUUGCGGAAGCCUUGGAGGCACUGUAUGGCCACCCGGACAACAUCGAACUCUAUGUCGGCGUCCAAGCCGAGGAGUCUAAAGUGCCCUUUUCCCCCGGCUCCGGACUAUGUCCUGGCUUUACUAUUUCCGUGGCCAUACUGUCAGAUGCAGUUGCCCUGGUGAGGGGCGAUCGCUUCUACACUGUGGACUAUGGCCCGGUCAAUCUAACGACUUUUGGGUUCAAAGAGAGCAAUUCCGACUUUGACGUUGCGAAUGGCGGGGCAAUGUACAAGCUUCUUAUGCGCGCUUUUCCUAGAUACUACGCCCCAAACAGUGUCUAUGCGCUCUAUCCUUUCACCACACCGCAGCAAGUGCGAGAAUCCUUCGGGAAACAGGCUGCUUCGGGAGAUCUGGACUAUAACGUGCCAUCAUUCCAGGGCCCGGUAACUGCAAUAAAGUCAUGGGAAGGGGUGACGCACGUAUUAAACCAACAAAAGCACUUUCAUGUCCCAUGGGGUUCACAUACAUUCCAGCUCACACACCACGAUUAUAUGCUGAGCGGAGACUCAACAGCAGAUGCCAACCAAAGAUUGUUCGUCGAUAAAUGCCUGUACACGCCAAAAGAUGCUCUUGAUGAAGUGCGGCGCUUUUACGAAGAUGCGACCUCAAGGCUUCUCCAGAAAUAUAGUCGUAAACUAGGGCCAUAUUAUCAGGUCGACGUAGUACGGGAUAUCGGAAACUUGGUACACGCGGAAUUCACUUCCGAAUUCUUCGACAUUCCCCUUUGUGCAGAUGCAGACCGAAUGGAUCGCGACUCCUAUACGACCACAGAACUGUACGAUGUACUUGCAAGUCUUUUCGGCUACGUCUUCCUCGAUGUGGAUGUUAUGCAAUCAUUCAAACACCGUGUCGCUGCAUCGAAGUACACAGAAAAGCUCGGCAAAGUGAUGCAGAAGCGUAUUGGGCAUGUUACCACACAUAAUUCCCACCUCCGGGAAUACUUAAUUGGCUCAAAAUCGAAGCAAAAGUUGCUACCUGAUUAUGGUACUGAACUUGUUCGUCGCCUUUCAGCCGGUGGAAAGUCGGCCGAGGAGGUGACUUGGACUAUCAUACCAACCGCUGCCGCCGCAUGCGCCACGCAGGCCCAAGGUGUAGGUUCUAACAACGCGCGAGUAAUUUUCAGGAAUCUUGCUAAGUACAUGCAGUGGGCCCAACUGAUCGAUCUCUACCUGUCCGACAAGUAUUACGUCCACUGGCCUGACAUUCAGAGGCUCGCCAGGUCAAAUGAUGCAGAAUCGUUCGAAAAGCUGAAGAAAUAUGCCCUUGAAGGAUUCCGCCUCUCUACUCCAGCCUUCGGCGUUCUCCGCGAGGUAACGAAGGAUUCUACCAUCGAAGACGGUGUCGAACAGGUUAACCUGAAAAGAGGCGAUACUCUUUUCGUCGAUUUUGUUACCGCCGGUCGCGACAUCACCAAGUUUCCAGACCCUGAAUCUAUUCGAUUGGAUCGACCAGAUGAUUUGUACAUCCACCAUGGAUGGGGUCCCCAUUCAUGUCUCGGUCGACCAGUUGUAACUGUCGCUGCUGCUGCUAUGUUGCGCGUUGUUGCUCGUCUGGAUAACUUUAGGCGCGCACCGGGUCCUGUUGGUGAGAUGAAGAACAAAGUUGUGGCCCCAGGUUUCAAGGUAUACUUGCCAGAGGAUGGGAGUGAAUGGACUCCAUUCCCGUGCAAUAAGAAGGCACUAUUUGAUAGUAUUUAA